This is a messenger RNA of Loxodonta africana (African savanna elephant), 4344 nucleotides long. It is a transcript of the gene GFOD2, whose product is annotated as Gfo/Idh/MocA-like oxidoreductase domain containing 2. The transcript has 3 exons. Gene Ontology annotation, cellular component: extracellular matrix. The record is from RefSeq and is a predicted model, not a curated record. Gene Ontology annotation, molecular function: nucleotide binding. The coding region runs from base 2530 to 3705 and encodes 391 amino acids. NCBI's taxonomy places the organism in Eukaryota, Metazoa, Chordata, Mammalia, Proboscidea, Elephantidae. Gene Ontology annotation, biological process: extracellular matrix organization.
CCCUCUUCAGCCCACCUCCCUUUGACUGCCCAGGUCCCUGGUACCUCCUCAAGGACCCUAGAAAUUUUGGGUGUUUGCAAGACCUCAAAAAGGUUAAGCACUUAAGCUUCAGUCCUCUCCCUGAAACAGCUUUCUUCAUAGACAAGGAAAAAGUAACAAAGUCAACUUCAGAAAGAUGGGCCCCAGGACCUCCUCGCCCCAAAAUAAGAUUUUAAGAAUAACUUCCAAGUACAUGCACCCCAAACACCAGACAAUCAGAGUUCUUCUGAGGGGUACUGAGAUUAGCUCUCUGCCUGUUAGUCUGAGAAGAAUGUGUACUCAACAUCCUAGCUCUGCUGUUUACUAACUGGGUUAACCCAGGAAAAUUAAUCUUUCUCAGCCUCAGUUUCCCCAUCCUUAAAAAGUGGUCAAUCUUUCUAUCCCCAUAUUGGUGUAUGACAGUGCUUAAGAGUGGAUGCACGUGUGUGAACAUCCUUCUUCCAUGAGGAUGCUCCCUAGUGUGACUGACCUGCAUCUGCCUCAUUCUGCCUUCCCUGCCAUCCUGGGCACCAGGUAUUUAUGCAGAGGAGGGAUACAGUAGAUCAUGCCCCUGGAGGGGGCACUGGAAACAGACUGAAAGCAAAGAAACCAGCUAGGAAUCCACUGCAGUAGGCCCGAGACAAGAGGGCAGGUUUAAGAAAUAUUAAAAAAAAAAAUUUUUUUUUUUUAUAUAGGAGAUAAAUGUUGGCACAACAGGACAAGUGACUGAAUGUGAGGGAUGGGAGAAGCAGGAGAUAUGGCAAAUGUAGGCUUUUGGUUUGAGUGAUGGAUGGCUAAUGGUGCCACAAGCUAAUACAGGAACAGAAGAGAACAGGUGGUAGCUAAAAGCCACUGGAGUGGUUAGGUUUCCUGAAGGAGAGUAUACAGAACCAUAGAUCAGGGAGGCAUGGUUCCUGCAAAAAAGUUACGUGGUCCAGCAAGUUAGGAAAACUCUCACAUGGAUGUACACAGUAAAUGUGACCAGCUAAUUAAAGGCUCUGAAAAUUGUUAAGACAUGUCGUUUAUUCCAGCACUUCCCAAACUUAAACAGAAUGUGUCACUCAGGAGCAUCUUCCAGGACUAUAGCUUUACAGAACCCUCUUAGGGAAAAGCUAAUGUAGUGGGAUGAGUGGAGUAUUAGAUUAAGCACAUAUGUUCUAGUUCCAUAAGUAAAGCCAGAGGAGGUUCCUUUCCCUCUGGGCUAGUGGUUAUCAACCUGAGAGUGACCCCCUCCCCACACCCGGAAGGGGACAUUUGGCAAUGGCAGUAUCUUUGGUUGUCACAAGUGGGGGUGGGGUGCUACUGGCAUCUAUUGGGGAGCAGCCAGAAAUGGUGCUAAACAUCCCACAAUGCACAGCCCCCCACAACAGAAUUAUCAGGCCCAAAACGUCAACAGUGCAGAGGUUGAGAGACCCUUCUCUAGGAGGGUUUCAAACAGCGGGACUUUGAACAAUGACUAAGAAAACAGAUCAACACUGGCACACUUUGAUUCUGCCUCCUUUCUGUCUGGCUGUGCAAGACCCAGAGGGGAAGGAAGAAAGAUAUAAAACCCAUUUGGCAUAUGCUGGCAUCACAGGCUGUCCCGGAUAGAUGGUCAGGGGACUCUCCUAAUGCCAGUUUAGUGGGGGGUUCAGACUCUCACCAGAAGAAUCAGACAAGCAGGGGCGGAGGCUCCCCAUGCAGAAAUAACCCCCCUUCCUUAAAACUUACAGCUGAAAAGUCGAAUCAAAUUUCUAAUACAUCCAGUUUUACACUAACUCUACGGGCUUCACCAGGCAAGCAGGCAGUCUGGUGAACCAGAGUAGUCUUGUUACAAAUGGUCUUUACUGUGAGGGACAUAGGAUCCAAUAAAGAGGUCAAGGAGACUUAGGUCACAUCCAGAGGAAGAGGGACCUAGACAGGCACUUGAAAACAGGAAAGUGAGAGUCAUUAGAAGUCAGAAAGUUCAGCGAGUUCGAGAUAACUGGCCUUCAGAGGAGAUAGGUCAUUGUCCAACACCUGCUCUUCCUUCAUCCCAGGACAACCAAGGCCGACCACAAUUCCCAGAACUUCCUCGCUUCUGAGGCUAGGAUAGAAAUCCUACAACAGAAAUCACUCGGCUCCUCCGCCUCCAGGGCCGGAAAUGAAUUACUAUGGUCCCCAGUCAGGCUACUUAAGCUCCGCCCCCAAGGAGCGAGCAUGCGCAGCUCCAGGUUACGGCCCCAGCCCGCACAGGUCCACCCCCGUCAGAGAGCAUGCGCAGUCCUUCAGCUGUCCCGCCCCUCCUUUUUCUGAGCCUCCGGUUCCUUAGAAACCAGGCGGCGCGUUCCGGGUGGUAGCGCUUUGGACUGCGGUACCCGAGCGUCCCUGCCAGCCUCCCUAACGGCUGGCCCUUGGCGGCUGAGACCCGUCCGGACCCAUGGUCUCUAGUGCGGCGCGGGGCGGUAGAUGCCGGCGUGCCAGGAGCCAUGUUUGACCAGGACUUUGGGAAGGUGGGACCCACACCAGAGGCUCUUGUGAGGAGAUGAGUUGAUGAACAGAGAAGCUGGGAUGAAGAUGCUUCCAGGAGUGGGCGUGUUUGGGACCGGCAGCUCCGCCCGGGUUCUCGUGCCGCUGCUGAGGGCAGAAGGGUUCACUGUCGAGGCCCUGUGGGGUAAGACAGAGGAGGAGGCGAAGCAGCUUGCUGAGGAGAUGAACAUCACCUUCUACACCAGCCGGACCGAUGAUGUCUUGCUGCAUCAAGAUGUGGAUCUGGUCUGCAUCAACAUCCCUCCUCCACUCACCCGGCAAAUAUCUGUGAAGGCUCUAGGUAUUGGGAAGAAUGUGGUGUGUGAGAAGGCAGCAACCUCGGUGGAUGCCUUCCGGAUGGUGACAGCCUCGCGCUACUACCCACAGCUGAUGAGCCUGGUGGGGAACGUGCUGCGCUUCCUGCCUGCCUUCGUGCGCAUGAAGCAGCUGAUUGCGGAGCACUAUGUGGGUGCGGUGAUGAUCUGCGACGCCCGCAUCUACUCGGGCAGCCUGCUCAGCCCCAGCUAUGGCUGGAUCUGUGACGAGCUCAUGGGUGGCGGGGGCCUACACACCAUGGGCACCUAUAUUGUGGACCUGCUGACCCACCUGACAGGCCGGAGAGCUGAGAAGGUACACGGGCUGCUCAAGACUUUUGUGAGGCAGAAUGCGGCCAUCCGUGGCAUCCGGCAUGUCACCAGCGAUGACUUCUGCUUCUUCCAGAUGCUCAUGGGUGGGGGGGUGUGCAGCACAGUGACGCUCAACUUCAACAUGCCAGGCGCCUUUGUCCACGAGGUCAUGGUGGUGGGCUCUGCAGGCCGCCUUGUUGUUCGUGGGGCUGACCUGUACGGGCAGAAGAACUCUGCCACACAAGAGGAGCUGCUCCUGAGGGACUCACUGGCCGUGGGUGCAGGACUGCCUGAGCAGGGGCCACAAGAUGUCCCGCUGCUCUAUCUGAAGGGCAUGGUGUACAUGGUGCAGGCCCUGCGCCAGUCCUUCCAGGGGCAGGGUGACCGCCGCACCUGGGACCACACCCCUGUUGCCAUGGCCGCCUCAUUCGAGGACGGGUUGUACAUGCAGAGUGUGGUGGAUGCCAUCAAAAGGUCAAGCCGAUCCGGGGAGUGGGAGGCUGUGGAGGUGCUGACAGAGGAACCUGAUGCCAACCAGAACCUGUGUGAGGUGCUUCAGCGGAAUAACCUGUGAGCAUGUACGUGGGCUCCCUGCCAUGGGGCGCGGGGAUCAGGAGCCGUGGCAGGAGGGCAUGGCAGAGGAGGUGGCUUUUGUUUAACAAGUCCACUUGUGCUGGGUCUGGGUAAAGCCUAAGGUGACCCUGGGCAAACACCCUCUCCAUCCGCUCAUUUACUCCUCAGACUGGCAGGGCAGGGAAUAUUCUGUUGACCUGGGCCAGUACAGUGUGUGCAGGUGGUGCUGCUGCCAGGUCUCUGAAUCGCUACACUGUUUAGCAGGGCCUGCAAAAGCUUGACCUGGGGGCUUUUCCAGCCAGAUUUGUGGUCCUGAGAGGGUGAGAAAGCACAACAAGGAGCCAGCUUGGCUGAUCCCUCAGGCUGGGGAGAAAGGACAAGAAGCCUUGUUUCCAUGCCUUUCCUGGGCUGGGGCAUCUCAGGAAUGGUGAGGGCAGCAUGUCAUCCUUUAAGGAUCCUCCCUUUCUCUUCCUGGGGAGCAGGCCCUUCAGGCCUCCAGGCUGUCCCUCUGUGAUGGGGAAGAGGGGAUUUCUUAAUUAGGUAACCUCUUGGGCUAUUAAAGGGGACCUGAUUUGGCAGAGAGGAAACAAGGGAGAGGUUUAGAACAUCUGAUAAAUGUUAAUAAAGAGAGAGAAUACGA